Trichoderma reesei QM6a is the source of this 1452-nucleotide messenger RNA. RefSeq names its product sphingosine kinase. The transcript has 2 exons. The record is from RefSeq and is a predicted model, not a curated record. The coding region runs from base 1 to 1452 and encodes 483 amino acids. Gene Ontology annotation, biological process: sphingosine biosynthetic process. Gene Ontology annotation, cellular component: cytoplasm; intracellular membrane-bounded organelle; membrane. Lineage: Eukaryota; Fungi; Ascomycota; Sordariomycetes; Hypocreales; Hypocreaceae.
AUGAUUCUCUUAACAGACCCAGACGGCAAGAGCCGUAAAAAGGCAGCCAAGGGCAAGGCCGGCAAGCAGCCCUCUGAGGACAUAUCCUGCUUCGGUUGCUUACCUUGGCAGGCUGCAGAUGGCAAGGGAAAGCACACGAUCCCUCUGUACAACGUCUUGUGGGCCGAGGUCCGCGACAAUGCUCUGGUGGUCGAUUAUGCGGCCCCGCGCAAGUCGUCGCUGAAGCUGCAGCAGUGGACGUUUGCGCUUCCUACGCCCGAGCUCGAGACCGGAGACCCGUCGCCCGAGGCCUUUGUGGCCGCACUCAUCGCCGCCGCGUAUGGCGAAGCGAAGCCCCGGAAGCGAGCGUAUGUUCUGAUCAAUCCCCACUCGGGGCCUGGAGGGGCGCUGGGCAAGUGGAAGAAGCAUGUCAAGCCAUUCUUCGAGGCGGCGAGGAUGGAGCUGGAUGUGGUGACUCUGAGCAGGGGCGGUGAAGCUACGGAACUUUCGGAAAAGGUGGACAUUGAGAGGUUUGACACCAUCAUGGCGCUGUCGGGAGACGGUACGCCAUACGAAAUCUUCAACGGGCUCGGAAAGCGGCCGGAUGCUGCCAAGGCGCUGGCAAAGAUUGCGGUGAGCCACAUUCCCUGCGGAUCUGGCAAUGCCUUCUCGUUGAACUGCAAUGGAAGCAAUGACGCCGGGGUGUCUGCCUUGGCCGUUGUCAAAGGCGUGGUGAUGCCGCUAGAUCUAGUCUCCAUCACACAGGGUGAUCGCCGUGUCCUGUCAUUCCUCUCCCAAUCCCUGGGCAUCAUUGCCGAGAGUGACUUGGGGACUGAGAACAUGCGGUGGAUGGGCAACAAGCGCUUCGAAAUUGGCCUGGCAACACGCGUUUUGAAGAAGAAGUGCUAUCCAUUUGACUUAUCUGUCAAGGUGGAGGUGGACGGCAAAGAGAUGAUCAAGCAGCACUACAAAAAACACGUCGAGGACCAUAGCCUUUUGAGCGUGGAUGCGGUGACGGACGGCGCCGAGGGCUUGCCGCAGCUGAAAUACGGAACGGUUCAAGAUGAGGUGCCGGCGGAUUGGGAGACGCAGUCAUACGACAACAUUGGCACAUUCUACGUUGGAAACAUGGCUUACAUGUCGCCGGAUGCCAAUUUCUUCUCCGCCGCCCUGCCUACAGACGGCCUUAUGGAUCUGGUCAUGAUGCCGGCCAACAUUUCCCCAAUGGCCGUCACGAAAGCCUUGCUCAGCGUCGAGACUGGCAAAUUCUUUGACAACCCCAUCGUCUCGUACAAGAAGAUUUCGGCGUAUCGCAUCACCCCGAGGAAUCAGCAAGAUGGCUACAUCAGCAUCGAUGGGGAGCGCAUCCCGUUUGAGCCGUUCCAGGCCGAGAUCCACCGAGGUCUUGGCCGUGUUAUUUCGAAGAGGGGCUUGUAUGAGGCAGAGGGCCCGACUGGAUGGAAGGAAGCCUAG